This is a messenger RNA of Vigna umbellata (rice bean), 2225 nucleotides long. The record is from RefSeq and is a predicted model, not a curated record. NCBI's taxonomy places the organism in Eukaryota, Viridiplantae, Streptophyta, Magnoliopsida, Fabales, Fabaceae.
UUCUUUCUUCUCUCUUGCUUCUAUAAUCAUUUUUUGUUUUUCUCUUUGAAAAAGUGUGCAUACCGGUUUUGGCUUUGCUUUCACGUACGUACCAAAACUUAUGAUUUUUGUUGUUGCCCUUUUUUCGACGAGGACUAGUAAGUAUCCUAGAAUCUAUUGUGCGGUUUUUUUUCCUGUCUAUCUAUCUUUGAAGAAAUUAAGAAACUAAAACGUGGAUCGGUCAAAAGAAUUGAUGCGUACUUGGUGCUGCUUUCUGUAUUUGUGAUAAUCUGUACUUUCUUCGCACCCAAAGUUUGUAUUUCUUUACCAUACUUUUAUCCUUCGUUUGCAAUACAAUUAAGAAAUUUGUCUCCUCUGUCCUUCAUCACCUUUCAAAAAGUUUAACCAACUGCUUCAUUCUGGCUACCCUUUCUGUCUUUUGUCACCUAAGCAGGAAAUUUAGUACCAUGUUUGGUUCCAUGAUUCAAACACGAUCUUAAUACACUCAGUGAUAAUUUCUACGUUUAUGAUUCUUCUUUUCCCAAUGGGUUUUGACUCACGCUGUGUACAUUCCAGAGUGUAUUCAACUCAAACAAACUAUUUUUUGGUGUCACAAACUUUUCCUCUGCUUCAGCUCUUAUCAAACACAAUCUUCCAAAUUUAUGGCAUAUUCGGUGUUUACUUAGUAUUUCUUAAAAUGUUCCCAUCUACUUUCAUUCAAUCCAGCUUCCAGAUUGGUCACAUCACAAUGGAGGCUUGCAGAUUUCUUUAUUCUUCUGGUCUUACUAAUCAAAUUGACCUUUUCUGCUUUACCCUGCAGCCUCUAUAUAUGCAUAUGCAUUGAAUUUCUGCAUCGAUUAGUCCAUAGAGCAUGGAUGCUUCAUCCUCACAGUUUGUUUCCUCAAGAAGAAUGGAAGUAGUGUAUGAUCCUAUCCAUCAAAUUAGCAUGUGGGAAGAAAAUUUCAAAAGUAAUGCUAAUACUUUAACUGCAUCCACCUCCAUAAUUGAAGAGCUGGACAUGAAGUUUGAUAAUCAAGUUCAGGCGCAAUCAGAGGAGGUUUCUCAUGGAAUAUUUGGAACAUCUGUGAAGUACAACCAAGAUCAUAAUAGACCGGUUGAUAAGACACAAAGACGUCUUGCUCAAAAUCGAGAGGCUGCUCGAAAGAGUCGUUUGAGGAGAAAGGCAUACGUGCAACAGUUGGAAUCAUGUCGUUUGAAGCUGAUGCAGUUAGAGCAAGAGGUAGAUCAUGCUAAACGACAGGGAUUGUAUAUUGGUGACGGAUUGGGUUCUAAUAAUUUGGGUUUUGCUGGCUCUGUAAAUUCAGGAAUAGCAAUUUUUAAGAUGGAGUACGAACAUUGGGUAGAGGAGCAAAACAGACAUAUCUUGGAAAUGAGAACAGCUUUAAGUUCUGAGAUAGGUGACAUGCAACUGGGGAACCUUGUACAAAGCAUAAUGAACCACUACUCCAAACUCUUUAGCAUGAAAUCUGCUGCUGCAAAAGCAGAUGUUUUCUACGUUAUGUCUGGCAUGUGGAUGACAACAGCUGAACGAUUUUUCUUGUGGAUUGGAGGAUUUCGCCCCUCUGAACUUCUUAAGGUUCUGAUCCCUCUGAGUGGACCUUUGACAGAGCAACAACUGUUUGAUACCUAUGGCCUAGAAAAAUCAUGCCAACAAGCAGAAGAUGCUCUUUCACAAGGAAUGGAAAAACUUCAGCAAAUGCUUGCUGACAGUGUUGGGCGAGGACACUUAGUUGAAGGAACCCACAUUCCACAGAUGGAUACUGCAAUGGAGAGGUUGGAAGCUCUGGUGAGCUUUGUCAAUCAGGCUGAUCAUCUACGACAAGAAACCUUGCGGCAAAUGUAUCGAAUACUUAGCAUACAUGAGAUUGGUCAGUUUCUGCUUGUUCUAGGAGAAUAUUUUCAACGCUUAAGGGCUUUGAGCAAACUUUGGGCUAAUCGAUCUCGAGAAGCACUUCCUUAGUCAUCAAACACAUAUUAUACCAAACAAAAACCAAUGACCCAUGAACAUAUAAUCAAGUGUCUAUAUCAUUAUCCAAAUCAUGUUCUCUGGCUGCUCACAUUUUUCCAGUACUGAGAACUUGUAAAUAGUUGUUUCUUACAUUUCAUAUCCUAUUUGGUUGUGUCAAUUGUGUAUAAUAUAGAAUAGCAGAGCAAAAUGUUUUGAAAUUUGCAUAAUCCUUUUAUGAUCUUUGUGAAAUAUAGAAAUUGUUUUUGUAUUAUUCCAU